This is a messenger RNA of Cloeon dipterum, 985 nucleotides long. RefSeq names its product mitochondrial ribosomal protein S34 (gene mRpS34). The transcript has 4 exons. The coding region runs from base 180 to 758 and encodes 192 amino acids. Gene Ontology annotation, cellular component: mitochondrial small ribosomal subunit; mitochondrion. NCBI's taxonomy places the organism in Eukaryota, Metazoa, Arthropoda, Insecta, Ephemeroptera, Baetidae. The record is from RefSeq and is a predicted model, not a curated record. Gene Ontology annotation, molecular function: structural constituent of ribosome. Gene Ontology annotation, biological process: mitochondrial translation.
AACACAUGGGUUGAAAGGUGAAUCCAGAAAGUAAGGACUUACCAGCAAGCAAAACAGCAAAAGCAGCCAAAACAAACUUGUGGGUUGUGGACCUGUUGUGGACUGUUGUUGGUCUUGUUUAAAUUAUUUUUCUACAUUUUUCGCUUCCGAGAGACCCAACAACUCGGUUUCUGCACACGAUGCCGUACAAGUUUAUUGGAAGAACCACUGAACACUGCGGAAAAACACUUUGGGAAAUCUUAGGAAACCUGAAAGAUUUCGGUGUUGGCCGCGUUGUAGCGAGAAACAGAUUUGAGCGCUACCCAGAGAAAAGUUGGCUCAAAAUUUUGGAAGUCACGCCUAUUGCUGCACCAAAGGACGUGCCAAUUUAUGCACAUGACAACCUCCGAUUGGUAGCAGUUAAAUGCGAAAAGUACUGGAGAGGCAAGAAGCUGCCAACGCCUAUUUAUGUUACUGGUGCAUCUUACAAGACGGACUACAAGUUAAUUCCUAAAUCGGAGGAAGCAGAGUAUUGCCAAAUUGUAGACACUCCAGAGCAGAGGGAUGUUCUUCCUGAAACAGCUGAUUUUCCUCCUUUGCUCAAGGAAAUUUUAAAAAGAGACAAAGGAGAUAAACUAAGACUCCCUCUUGUGUACAAGAGAACAGAAUACAACAGAAUGUUGGACCCCUCCGGCCACAGAGCAACAUCUCCUGAGCAAAUUAAUUCACAAUUUGGGAAACCUGUAGCACCAAGACUGCACGAGAAUGUAUUGGAAUAGUUUUGUUUAGAAAGGCUGUCUCGUGAUUUGGCGGAUCCAGUCGAGGUAGUGGGCCACUUUGACGUACACUCCAGGAACUCCAUACUGGCCGCAGCCGAUGCCCCAGCUGACCACACCAACGACCUGCCAGCUGCCUCCCUUCUCGCAGACCAUAGGGCCGCCACCAUCACCCUGAAAUCAAAUUAGAAUCGUGGUUGUAGUCAAAAUAAUAAGAAAUUCUCUAGAAA